This is a messenger RNA of Fusarium falciforme, 1554 nucleotides long. RefSeq lists its product as hypothetical. The record is from RefSeq and is a predicted model, not a curated record. NCBI's taxonomy places the organism in Eukaryota, Fungi, Ascomycota, Sordariomycetes, Hypocreales, Nectriaceae. Gene Ontology annotation, molecular function: oxidoreductase activity. The coding region runs from base 1 to 1554 and encodes 517 amino acids. The transcript has 5 exons.
AUGGCCGACGUUAACGUUGAUGUCCUCGUCAUUGGCAUGGGACCUACUGGUCUCGGUGCUGCCAAGCGUCUCAACCACAUCAACGGCCCUUCAUGGCUGAUUGUCGACUCUGCCGACAAGGCUGGUGGUCUUGCCGGCACUGAUGUCACCCCCGAGGGUUUCCUCUACGAUGUUGGUGGCCAUGUCAUCUUCUCCCACUACAAGUACUUCGACGACUGCCUCGACGAGGCCCUCCCCAAGGAGGAUGACUGGUACACCCACCAGCGCAUCUCCUACGUUCGCUACAAGGGUCUCUGGGUCCCCUACCCCUUCCAGAACAACAUCUCCAUGCUCCCCAAGGAGGACCAGGUCAAGUGCAUUGACGGUAUCAUCGACUCGGCUCUCGAGUGCCGCGUCGCCAACACCAAGCCCAAGGACUUUGACGAGUGGAUUGUGCGCAUGAUGGGAGAGGGUAUUGCCAACAUCUUCAUGCGACCUUACAACUACAAGGUCUGGGCUGUUCCCACCACCAAGAUGCAAUGCCAGUGGCUUGGUGAGCGUGUCGCUGCCCCUGACGCCAAGCUCGUCACCAAGAACGUCAUCCUGGGCAAGGUCGCUGGUAACUGGGGUCCCAACGCUACCUUCCGAUUCCCUGCCCGCGACGGUACCGGUGGUAUCUGGACCGCCGUUGCUGAGACUAUUCCUCAGGAGAAGAAGCGCUUCGGCAAGAGCGGUGAGGUCACCAAGGUCGAUGCCAAGAGCAAGAUCGUCCACUUCGCCGACGGUAGCACCAUUGGCUACAACAAGCUCGUCAACACCAUGGCUGUUGACCACCUCGCCGAGAAGAUUGGCGAUGAGGAGCUCAUCAGCCUCACCAAGGGUCUCUACUACUCCACCACCCACGUCGUGGGUGUUGGUAUCCGAGGCGAGCGCCCUGAGCGCAUCGGUGACAAGUGCUGGCUGUACUUCCCCGAGGACAACUGCCCCUUCUACCGUGCCACCAUCUUCUCCAACUACUCCCCCUACAACCAGCCUCAGGCCGACACCAAGCUUCCCACUCUCUACCUCGCCAACGGCGAGCCUGCCGAGUCUGACGAGGCUAAGGAGGGUCCUUACUGGUCCAUCAUGCUGGAGGUUUCCCAGUCCACCAUGAAGCCCGUCGAUGUUGAGAACCUCCUUAAGGACAGCAUCCAGGGUCUCAUCAACACUGAGAUGAUCAACCCUGAGGAUGAGAUCGUCUCUACCUACCACCGCGCUUUCGACCACGGUUACCCCACCCCCACCCUGGAGCGUGAGGGCGUCCUCAAGCAGCUUCUCCCCAAGCUCGAGAGCAUGGACAUCCUCUCCCGUGGCCGAUUCGGCAGCUGGCGAUACGAGGUCGGCAACCAGGACCACUCGUUCAUGCUCGGUGUGGAGGCCGUCGAUGCCAUCCACAGCGGUGCUGUCGAGCUGACCCUCAACUACCCCGACUUUGUCAACAGCCGCCAGAACACCGAGCGACGCCUCACCCAGAACUUUGUGUUCUCUACUCCCCAGGCUAACGGCACCAAGGACCUGCCUAGCCACAGCCGCUAA